CUGAUGAGAAGUCAAGUCAAGACCACACUGUGAAGAAGAAGAAGUUAGAGAAGUGGGAGUACAUCUUCCCCCACCACCGCCAAUAGCUCCGGUACGGCCGUUUCCACCGCCGUGCGCGACGGAAGAGACGGCGGAAAUAUUGCGUUUUUGCUGUUUUUCUGUUGUACUUGAAUUUUGUUUAACCAGGAGAUGGGGUGCACGGCGUCGAAGCUGGACAACGAGGAUACUGUCCGGCGGUGCAAGGAGCGGCGCCGGCUGAUGAAGGAGGCGGUGUAUGCUCGCCACCACUUAGCCGCCGCGCAUUCUGACUACUGCCGCUCACUCAAACUGACCGGCUCUGCUCUGAUUUCCUUCGCCGCCGGCGAGACUCUCUCUGUCUCGGAGGAGACGCCCGCCGUGUUCAUCCGCACUCUUUCCUCCGCGUCCACCUUCAAACCCCCUCCGCCGCCGCCGCCGCCGCCGGAGGCGGCGGCGGCGGCUCGCAUCCCUUCUCCAUCUCCGUCGAUUUACCAACCUCCGCCACCACACUACUCCGUGGCCUCCCAGCAGCGGCAACCUCAAGUCCACCGGAAAAAGCCGGUGAAACUGCCUCACAUCCUCUCGGAAUCGAGCUUCCCUGCUACACCAAGGAACCACAAUUUCUUCGAAAACGAAAACUAUACAUACGACGCGAAAGCGAAUUCGACCUAUUCCAGUACUCCCUCACAAGCCUCCUCCGUCUGGAACUGGGAAAAUUUCUACCCUCCUUCCCCUCCCAGCUCCGAGUAUUUCGAACAGCUCCACAAAAACAACGCCUCUUCCCGCGAUCAUCAUCUCACUGAUGAUAACGACGAAUUUGAUGAUAAGUCCUCUUCAUAUUCUCAAUUCUCAACCGCCAUUCCUCGCGGCAAGGAUCGUAACGCAUCUUUCAAGCGAUUCGAUUUCUUCGACAAUCAGAGCGUUAACGACGAUAAGGCUUCAGUCUAUUCUUCACAUUCGCACUACUCUAAUGCGAAUCUGCGGAAUCAAACUCAGUCUAGGCAGAAUCAUGAUCUUCACCGCAGGAGCAACUGGGACAGUGAAGCAGAGAGGGAAGAAGUACAGUGUAGCGAGUGGGAAGACCAUGAUCAUUAUAGUACUACUAGCUCCAGCUCCUCUGAUGUUGACGAAGAACACGAAGAUAAAGGCGAGUUGAGAUCUGAGGCUGGGGAAUCCCAAUCGAAUUUUCGGUCUGGUUCAGUGAAGAAUGUGGAGGCUGCUGCUGCUGCAGCUACUAAGCUUAGAUCAGAUUCAAAGAAUUAUUCAGUGCCUAAAUUAGAUAAGCUGUCCGAAGGAGGGUCAUCUUCCAUGAGUUGGGGAAAUGGAACUGCAAAAGAGGAUUUGGUAUCAGAUAGAAGAAUAGUGGUGAGGCACAAGGAUCUGGCUGAGAUUGUGGCUGCCAUCAAGGAGUACUUUGACAAGGCUGCUGCUGCUGGGGAGCAGGUGUCUGAGAUGCUAGAGACUGGUAGAGCACAGCUUGAUCGAAGCUUUAAGCAGAUGAAGAAAACUGUGUAUCAUUCCAGCGGAAUUCUUAGUAACUUGAGCUCAAGCUGGACUUCAAAGCCUCCUUUGGCUGUCAAGUAUAAAUUUGAACCUAGUUCGAUCCAUGAACCAGGUGGUCCAAAGAGUUUGUGUUCCACCUUGGAGAGACUCUUAGCUUGGGAAAAGAAACUGUAUCAGGAAGUAAAGGCCAGGGAGGGGGUUAAAAUUGAGCAUGAAAAGAAGUUGACUACACUUCAAAGCCAGGAAUACAGAGGAGGCGAGGAAGCCAAGUUGGACAAGACUAAGGCCGCAAUAAACAGACUGCAAUCUUUAAUUGUGGUUACAUCUCAAGCUGUCACUACUACCUCUUCUGCUAUUAUUGGUCUAAGAGAGUCUGACCUUAUCCCACAACUUGUUGAACUUUGUCAUGGAUUCAUGUAUAUGUGGAGAUCCAUGAACCAGUUCCAUGAUGUCCAGGCCGACAUCGUGCAACAAGUUCGUGGCCUUGUCAACCGAGCAACAAAAGGCCAAUCAACAUCUGACCUACACCGGCAGGCCACACGUGACCUUGAGUCCGCUGUAUCUGCGUGGCACUCCAGUUUCUGCCGCCUUAUAAAGUUCCAAAGAGAUUUCAUCCGCUCCCUUCAUGGAUGGUUCAAGCUUACUCUCCUACCUAUUGACACUGUGCCAAAUAAUGGUACUAAGGAUCCUUCAGAGGCAUUCUCCUUUUGCGAUGAGUGGAAACUUGCCCUUGAGCGUGUCCCUGACACUGUUGCAUCAGAAGCCAUCAAAAGCUUCAUAAAUGUUGUCCAUUCGGUAUUCUGUAAACAGACAGAGGAGCUUAAGAUCAAGAAACGAACUGAAUCCGCAUCAAAGGAGCUAGAGAAAAAAGCGUCAAGUAUUAGGAGUCUCGAGAAGAAGUAUUACAACUCAUACUCCACUGUCGGUAUUAGCCUUCCUGAUACUGAUACCGGGCAUGCGUUGGAUGCGCGGGACCCGCUUGCUGAGAAAAAAGCAGAGCUUGCAUCUUGCCAGCGGCGGGUGGAAGAUGAGAUGUUAAAACACUCAAAGGCAGUAGAAGUUACCAGAGCGAUGACUCUGAAUAACAUUCAGACUGGCUUGCCAGGAGUAUUCCAGGCCAUGACAAGUUUUUCUGCUUUAUUUACAGAAGCCCUCGAGGCUGUAUGCACCCGUUCUUAUUCUAUCAAGUAAAAAGAAAAAAACCUGAAAUAUAUCCAAUACUGUUACUGUUUUCUUCUCAGUCAUUUUAGGAUUCUUGAGCCAAAUCUAAAAGGAGAGUGCUGGCAUUUCUUGUGGUGCUCUUUUUGUCUAUUGUCUUCGUUGCUUGAUAUUUUGUUAUGUAGAUAUUUGGAAUUCUGCAGUUUUGCCACGCUCCCUGUUGACAGGAAGAAGAGCAUUGGUUAUCUCUCAUCUCUGUAUAGAAAUUCAUUACCCUUUUAUGUACUAGAGAUCAACUUUUUCUUUUGAGGGAUGAAUAAUUUUGUUCCCAUCUGGUUUAAGUCUAAAUGUGAAAAUAGAUUUUGACUUUA
Messenger RNA from Ipomoea triloba (trilobed morning glory), 3050 nucleotides. Its product is annotated as nitrate regulatory gene2 protein. The record is from RefSeq and is a predicted model, not a curated record. The transcript has 4 exons. NCBI's taxonomy places the organism in Eukaryota, Viridiplantae, Streptophyta, Magnoliopsida, Solanales, Convolvulaceae. The coding region runs from base 190 to 2712 and encodes 840 amino acids.